AUGAGUUUGUUCUUGGGGCCGGGAGCGGGGAGCGGCAGAGGGGACCGGCGGGGCUGGGGGCCCGGGGAGCCGCUGCGGACCCGGCGGGCUCUGGCGGUGCUGCGGGAGCAGCUGUGCCGAGGGGGUGACGGGGCCCGGCGUUGCUCGGGCCGGCGUCGCUCCUCCAGCACGGGCCGAUGGGGCCGGGCAGAGUGCGAGCGGCCGGUGCGUCCGUUGUCGGGGAGCGCCAUGGAGGACCAGCGGCUGCCCAGCCCUGUCAACCCCAGCCACUUCCCGGCCACGCUCUGGCAGUUGGUGAACAGCCCUUGCUGCGGCUCCGUGUGCUGGGAUGCCCGUGGCGAGGGGCUGCUCAUCGACCAGCGGCUCUUCGAGCGAGAGCUGCUGGGCGCGGAGGUGGCCGGCGAGGGGUCAGCGCUGGGCGCCCAGGUCUUCAGGACCAGGAACUUCGCCAGCUUCAUCCGACAGCUGAACCUGUAAGGGUUCCGCAAGCUGGGGCCGGGCCCCCUGCAGGACCCGGCGGGGGGCGAUGGCGGCAGCUCCGCCGGGCCCUUGCUCCACUUCCACAGCCCCCAUUUCCUUCGCGACCGCCCCGAGCUCCUCGUGUGCCUCAAGCGUCUGACAACCACCAACAAGGCGAAGCUGGCGGCCGGCCUGGAGCUGCCUAGCCGCCCGCUCCAGCGCUCCCAGCGCCCACCCUCGAUGCUCGGCGAGGCUGCCAGGCCCGGACUGUUGACUGUAGGACAGGCUCCUCAACCUUGUCAUCCAGACAGCUUCUUUCCUUCCUCCAACAGAGCGGCCUCAGGCCAGGACCCCCCUGCUUUCCAGGCAACGACUUCCUAGCAGCCUGCAGUCCUUCCCAGACCAUGGCAGGGCUCUUUUGGGUCGCUGCCAGGGCACUGGGCUUCCCCAGCUUUCCCAGGCCAGGGGGCUCCCUUUCCUGUCCUCCACAAGUGUUCCACAGAGGUCACGUACACUCUGCAGACGGUGUUCUCACUUAUGCCGCUUCAGCGAGAGCCUCCAGCUGGUGCUUCCCUUCCAGAACCCAGCAGCUGCGCGUCUCCAGGACAGCGCUUGCAAGCCCUGGAUCCAACACUCACCCUGCAGUGUUCACCCCCUGCCCAGGGAGCACCUCUGACUGUCAGCGCCAGUGCUGCGGCUGCGGCGUCCACCGACUGCGUCUUUGUGCAGAGUCCUGAAGUGCAGCCACCUCCUGCAGCUGAAUGCCUGCCCUCUGAUGGCGCACAGCACACAUCUGAGAAUGAGGAGAAGCUGCCGGAAUUAAGUUAUGAAGAUGUAUUUCAGUUUUUCAGUGAGAUGAAUGCAUCAGGCAGCGCAGAUGCAGUGACACCGGAGGCUGCAGAAAGCUGGGGUGGAGAGCUGUUUGAAAGCUACAUCAAUGCGGCCAAAGAAAGUGCCGCUGCUGCUGACACGGCACAAGAGUUUGUGACCACCCAGGGAGCCCCUGAAGAACAGGGAGAAGAGCUGGAUCACAGCCCAGCUCAACCAUCCGAAAUGUUUGUUGUGGAAGCGCUGUUUAGUGCAGAGCAAGAGAAUGGGAGUCUUACAUGCGGAUGGGUGACGGAAGAGAGAGAGCUGACUCCAGGACCCAAGGCAGUGAAGAAAGCUGCAGAAGAGGCAGGGUCCCCUGCAAAGCAUCUGUGCAGGAAGAGAAGACGCAGCGCAGAGCAGGCACCUGUGUGCUGCAACAGAGGAGAAAAACAGCCUCAGAUUUUCAAGUCGCAGGCCGCCUUUGGCCGGAUUUGA
Messenger RNA from Neopsephotus bourkii (Bourke's parrot), 1764 nucleotides. RefSeq names its product heat shock factor protein 5-like. The record is from RefSeq and is a predicted model, not a curated record. Gene Ontology annotation, biological process: regulation of DNA-templated transcription. NCBI's taxonomy places the organism in Eukaryota, Metazoa, Chordata, Aves, Psittaciformes, Psittacidae. Gene Ontology annotation, molecular function: DNA-binding transcription factor activity; sequence-specific DNA binding.